AUGAACAGUACAGACUAUGCCCUCAGGACAGACACUGCGGUUCCAGAUGGAGCGGUCGACAAGGCGUCGGUCACUCAUGAGGAGGCCGUCUUCAGGGCCUCACUGACCGACGAGGAGAAGAUCAUCGAGCGUAAAUUGCGUCUUCGUAUCGACUCAUUGAUUAUGCCCCUUGUUGUUCUAGUAUACUUGCUAAAUUACAUUGACCGCAAUAACUACGCCGCAGCGAAGCUUCAAGGCCUCACAGAGGAGCUUAACCUCACAGAUACACAAUACCAAACUGGUCUAUCAGUCCUCUUUGUCGCAUACAUUUUGAUGCAAGUCCCGAGUAACUUGCUUCUCAACUAUAUGGGUCGCCCUUCUCUCUACCUGGGAUUUUUUGUUAUUGCCUGGGGUCUCGUGUCAGCUCUGACAAGCCAAGUUAAGAACUAUGGUGGUAUUGUGGCGUGUCGCUUCUUGUUGGGACUGGUCGAGGCUCCCUUUUUCGCCGGCGUCCUCUUUUACCUAUCCAAGUGGUAUACAAAGAACGAAUUGGCUUUCCGAAUGAGUAUUUUCUACUCCGGAUCGCUCAUCAGUGGUGCUUUUGGAAACCUUAUUGCCGCCGGAAUUCUCAGUGGCCUGAAGGGCAAGCGUGGAAUGUCAGCAUGGCAAUGGCUGUACAUCAUCGAGGGCUCGAUCACUGUCUGUGUUGGAAUUUUGAUUGUUUUCAUUCUUCCGGAUUUUCCAGAGACAUGGAAGCUUUUGUCGCCUGAAAUGCGCCGAGUUGCUGAGCGACGCCUUGCUAUUGAGGCAGCCGAGGCAGAUGUGGAUGAAGAAGGUGGAAUGAGCCAACUGAAAGGCUUGAAGAUGGCUAUGACAGACAUCAAGACAUACGUCCUGGCCCUGGGAUACAUGUGUAUUACCGGAUCAGCUGGUUUCCAGAACUUCUUCCCAACACUGGCCAAAACACUUGGCUACAAUGAUACCAUCUCGCUCCUCUUGGUGGCACCACCAUACGUCUUCAUGGUUUUCUACAGUCUCUCCCAUUCUUGGAUCUCAGAUAAGUUGGAGAUGCGCUUUUGGUUCUUUGUCUACCCAAUCGUUAUCACCGUCGUUGGGUUUGUCAUUUUCAUGACCGUCGGCAGUUUCGGUCCCCGGUACUUCUCCAUGUUUUUGAUGGUUUUCGUGUUCGCCCAGAACGGUACGCUCUACUCUUGGAUCGCCAAUGCAAUUCCUCGCCCACCCGCCAAACGUGCAGCAGCCUAUGCUUUCAUCAACUCCAUCGGUAACUCGGCUAGUAUCUGGACACCAUAUACCUAUAUUGCCACCGAGGCACCUUACUAUCAAACCGCAUUGGGUGUUUGCAUUGGCCUCCAAGCGAUCGGUGGCUUGUGUGGUUUAUUUAUGUACCUUAACUUGCGUAUGCUCAAUAAGCGACAGGAGCGUUUGGAGAAUGAGGACCACCAACUGACUGACAAGGAGCUCCGUCGGUUGCAAGUGACAGCGGACUUUGAGGGAAUUGACCUUGCUGCUGCACGACAGUUGCAAAAGGGAUUCCGGUACAUGCUGUAG
This is a messenger RNA of Penicillium verhagenii, 1548 nucleotides long. RefSeq names its product putative MFS transporter. Gene Ontology annotation, biological process: transmembrane transport. Lineage: Eukaryota; Fungi; Ascomycota; Eurotiomycetes; Eurotiales; Aspergillaceae. Gene Ontology annotation, cellular component: membrane. The record is from RefSeq and is a predicted model, not a curated record. Gene Ontology annotation, molecular function: transmembrane transporter activity. Bases 1 to 1548 code for a protein of 515 amino acids. The transcript is spliced from 3 exons.